AUACGUUGGUGUGAAAAAGAUCAAGGACAUUCAUUUGAAAUACUUGAUGCAGUAGCAUUUUCAAAAGAGAUAUUACCGAAAUAUUAUAAACAUACAAAUUUUUGUGGGUUUAGUCGACAAUUAUCAUUGUAUGGAUUUAAAAAAUUUGAUAAUGAAUACAGAUUUCAAAAUAGUAAUUUCAUCAUUGGACAUAUGGAAUUACUUAAAAAUGUACAAAGAAAAAAACCACAAUCACAAAGAAAGAAACAAAAUAAUACCACAUUACUUUAUCAACAAUUAUUAUCUCAAUUAAUGCAAUUACAAAAACAAAAUUUAGAAACAGUUACUCAAAUUAAUACCUUAAAAGAAAUGUUGUAUCAAUUAAAACUUAGAGAAGACUCUUUAGAAUUAAAGAUGCAAAGAUUACAAGACACAUUUAUGCCAAAUCCAAGUUCACUUGCUUUUGGAUUUAAUAUGAUGCCUAUACCUCCUUCAAAUGACACUUCAAUGUUCCCUCCUUUUCCAUCUCAAAACAAUAAUCAAGCAAUAAAUGAAGAAACUACACCUGCAGGUAAUGAAACUAAUAUUGGCAAUCAUGACUCACCUAAUCCUUCUCCAAAUUUCGUUCAUUGGGGAGAUUCUUCACAACAAACUUCUCAACUUCCAUGGAAAUUUUAA
Molecule: messenger RNA, 657 nt
Organism: Entamoeba dispar SAW760
Lineage: Eukaryota; Evosea; Mastigamoebida; Endamoebidae
Product: heat stress transcription factor A-8, putative
Exons: 2
Biological process (GO): regulation of DNA-templated transcription
Molecular function (GO): sequence-specific DNA binding; DNA-binding transcription factor activity
Source: RefSeq, a predicted model, not a curated record